CAGAUCACCUGUAGAGACAUUGAGUAUUUGCUGGAGUUAAACGGAAGUCUGCUGGGAGAUAGCCAGGCCCUGUUUGAGAUCUCUUCCUAUUGGACAAGCAUGACGUACUUUGAGAUUCCUCUCCCCUGCGGUUCAUCCUACUGGGCUACAGUGGAGAGUAGGAACACUGGUGGUACCAGCCAACCCUCUGUGCCGCUCAGUGGUACAACAGCUCCAUGUCCACCAAUAGCAGUGGAGUACAGUGGUAACAACACCUUUGCCACAGUUUCAUGGAACACGUCAGUGUUUGCCACCUCAUACACCGUGUACGACAACAGUGUGACGCCCAGAUUUCAGCUGUGCAGCACUGCAGGACUGUCCUGUUCUCUGCACAACAUCACAUCCACUGACCUGGUGAUAACAGCCAGCAACACAGCUGGGGACAGUAAAGAGACAAGUGUGCCAAUCGCAGGUUCCUCAGGUCGCAGAAGAAGAGAUCUAAGUGGGCACUCCCUAGAAAAUGGAGGCCUCCCAGCUCCAGUACUAAAUGUCAAACAAGCACUGCCUACAUUUAUUUUCCUGGAGUGGUCUCCAGUUGAAGCUGCCUCCCAGUACAGCCUGCUCAUCAGGAAGCAGGACAGCUCCAGAGAGUCAGAGGAGAUAACGGUGCAGGGCGAGAGCAUCAUUCUCACUGAUCUGAUUCCAAACUCGGCCUACUGUUUCUCCGUGUCGGCCGAGUACACUGCAACUAGUGGACCUGAGUCGGAGCCUGUGUGUGUGCAAACAGCACAGGAUCUGUCCCAAUAGGAAAACACUUGUGUAGACACAGCUAGGGGUCUGCAAACGUCUCAGGACUCAAAUGUGGGGAUAACUGUCAAGGUGGCAGCAUUGUCAACAUAUGAGAAUGGCAAAUUGUUUACCAUUUACCAAAUAACAAUAACUUUAGUUGUGUAACCUUGUUAAGAUUUCAUGUAACAUAUUUUGAUAUAACACAGGAAUUAGCAUGGGUUACAUAUAUUUACACUUAUGAGGUAUGACUAACACAUAUUCCACACAGCUCAUGACCAAAGGGUUUUUAAGUUUAUCUAUUCUAUACUGUGUAAAAAACAUAUUAUCAUUUGCCUACUGUUGAAGUUACAUAUUUUAUAUCUGGGGGUUUGUUCCAUUUCAUAUAGUGUUGCCUGUGUAUUUUGUAUGGAAGCUAUGUUCAGACUACAUUCUAAUAAAACUAUCCAAAGAUAUUAUUUGAAUUCA
Molecule: messenger RNA, 1233 nt
Organism: Notothenia coriiceps (black rockcod)
Lineage: Eukaryota; Metazoa; Chordata; Actinopteri; Perciformes; Nototheniidae
Exons: 4
Coding region: 100-786 (228 amino acids)
Molecular function (GO): protein binding
Source: RefSeq, a predicted model, not a curated record